Messenger RNA from Sorghum bicolor (sorghum), 967 nucleotides. RefSeq names its product Werner Syndrome-like exonuclease. Lineage: Eukaryota; Viridiplantae; Streptophyta; Magnoliopsida; Poales; Poaceae. Gene Ontology annotation, molecular function: 3'-5' exonuclease activity; nucleic acid binding. Gene Ontology annotation, cellular component: cytoplasm; nucleus. Gene Ontology annotation, biological process: nucleobase-containing compound metabolic process. The record is from RefSeq and is a predicted model, not a curated record. The transcript has a single exon. The coding region runs from base 59 to 685 and encodes 208 amino acids.
GGAGCCCAGAGCUGAACAGAGAAAAGGUGUAGAUCGAUCGCCGGAGCCAGGAGAGGAGAUGGCGACCAGUAUCUACCGCACCGAAGACGGCCACUUCGUGGUGUGGUUCGACGAGGACGCCAUCCACACGACGCUCACGGACUCCGGCGCCGCGGUGGACUCGUGGCUGGACGAGAUCCGCCGCGUCCACCGCCGCCGCCUCAACCGCCUCAUCGUCGGCAUCGACGUCGAGUGGCGCCCGUCCAGGACCACCACCAACCACGUGCCACCGGUCGCCCUGCUGCAGAUCUGCGUCGGCCGCCGCUGCCUCGUCUUCAAGAUCCUCCACGCCGACUACGUCCCGCAGUCGCUGUCCGACUUCCUCGCCGACCAGCGCUUCGCCUUCGUGGGCGUCGGCGUCCGCGACGACGCGGCCAAGCUGCGGUCCGGGUACGGGCUCAAGGUCGGGCGCAUGGUCGACCUGCGCACCCUCGCCGCCACCAAGCUCCGGAAGCCCGCGCUGCGCGGCGCCGGGCUGCAGGCGCUGGUGUCGGAGGUGAUGGGCGUCGAGAUGGAGAAGCCGCACCAUGUCCGUGUCAGCGCGUGGGACGCGCCCAAGCUCACGUAUGACCAGCUCAAGUACGCCUGCGCCGACGCCUUCGCGUCGUUCGAGGUUGGCCGGAGGCUCUUCGACGGAGACUACUAGUUUUACUCCACUAGUCUAGACGUGGUGUGACUCUUGCAUUGUGAGGUCUAUGCCGUGCAUUAUCCUUAGUUCCUUGUUCGAUCGCCGAUCGGUGUCAUCUUAGUUGCUUGCUUAGUGUCGUCAUUAGUCGGUGUCGUUGAUGUCUCGCUUGAAUCUGUAUCCUCGUGUCUGUCUGUCUUUAAUCUGCAUUCUCGUGUCCUGUAAUAAGGAUGUAAAUAUUCGCAGUACUAUUGUCGUUUUCGUUGCGUGGAUUGUAUGCAUGCAAUUUGAACUUCCUCUCGA